AUGUCUCCGCCGGAGGCUGAAAUGGGUGCGGUGGCGGUAACCGCUCCGCCGAAGCCAGGAACCCCGAGAGGACCGUUGAUCACGGGGAUGAGAGUUGAUUCAAUGUCGUUCGAUCAUCGGAAACCGAUACCUCCAUGCAAAUGCUUGCCAAUGAUGGGAAACCCUUGGGGUCAACACGACACGUGCUUCACCGAUUUUCCCUCUCCGGGUGCCUCCCUUACUCGCAAGCUCGGGGCCGAGUUCGUGGGAACAUUCAUCUUGAUAUUCACCGCGACAGCCGGUCCAAUCGUGAACCAAAAAUACGACGGAGCUGAAACCCUAAUCGGUAACGCAGCGUGCGCAGGACUCGCAGUGAUGAUCAUAAUUCUCUCAACUGGUCACAUAUCAGGGGCUCACUUAAAUCCAUCAAUGACCAUAGCAUUCGCAGCUCUAAGACACUUUCCUUGGGCCCAAGUACCUGCUUACAUAGCGGCCCAAGUCUCAGCUUCCAUUUGCGCUUCAUUCGCACUCAAAGCAGUUUUCCAUCCUUUCAUGUCGGGAGGUGUGACUGUUCCUUCUGUUAGUGUUGGACAAGCCUUUGCUCUUGAGUUUAUCAUCAGUUUCAUUCUCCUCUUUGUUAUUACUGCCGUUGCCACCGACACCCGUGCCAUUCAGCUUACUCGAUCUAACGGUCUUUAUUACGUUUGGCAGAAUCUAUGGUUCAGAUGGAGAGGGUUUGAAAUGACUUUUCCGAAUCUCGAGAGGUGA
Messenger RNA from Brassica napus (rape), 747 nucleotides. Its product is annotated as probable aquaporin NIP5-1. Gene Ontology annotation, cellular component: membrane. Gene Ontology annotation, biological process: transmembrane transport. The transcript is spliced from 3 exons. The record is from RefSeq and is a predicted model, not a curated record. Bases 1 to 747 code for a protein of 248 amino acids. Gene Ontology annotation, molecular function: channel activity. NCBI's taxonomy places the organism in Eukaryota, Viridiplantae, Streptophyta, Magnoliopsida, Brassicales, Brassicaceae.